Bufo bufo (common toad) is the source of this 949-nucleotide messenger RNA. RefSeq lists its product as uncharacterized. The transcript is spliced from 3 exons. The record is from RefSeq and is a predicted model, not a curated record. The coding region runs from base 314 to 949 and encodes 211 amino acids. Lineage: Eukaryota; Metazoa; Chordata; Amphibia; Anura; Bufonidae.
UGUUAUAAGCUAUACAUUCGUCCUAAUUUAAUUGUUCAUUAAUUUUAGGAACAAUGAAAAUAAUUUGGAUCCUAGGAAAUGACACUAUAUCAUUGGCUCAAAGACGAUCAACUGUCAGAAAGUCAUCGAAUAAUCUAGGAUUUCCAGAGAACUAUUCUUUAUUUUGGAGAUCGUAAAGAUAAUCAAGAGCAGAUGGCAAAGCUGCAGAGACCAAUUUAGGCGUGAGCUGAACGAGAAAUCAAGAAGUGGUGAUGCACCUCUAUCCAAAAAGCCAUACCUUUAUACUCAGCAGCUCCAAUUCCUAAAAGUUAUUAUGGAUAUGCGUCCGACUGUUGACAAUCUGAUGGAUGAGGAAGAGGCACAACCCGGGGCUUCUGACAAUCCUGAAAUACCUAUUGAAACAUCGAUGUCACAGCCUCAAACUUCAAACAACGAAGAAGCAGGACCAUCUACGCAGGUGGAAGUUUCUACAUCACCGCAUGUAAACCCACGCAGUGCUAGACCAAAGAAGAGCCAAAGUCAGCCUGCUCCUGUGUCAAUUACACGGGAAAUAAUAGAUGCUCAGGUCCUGGAGUACUUGAAUAAAACCAGAGAUGAAACUCCAGAAGACGGCAUGAUGAAGAGCCUUGGAAAUUAUUUAACCCGGGUUCCACGAGAACGUCAACCCCAUUGUAUGUGUUCAAUGAACUUAUUGUUGGAGUUAUACAUGGGUGAAAAUGACCCCUCAGAAGUGCACGAAUAUCUGGAGCAGGCACGGUCUAGGCUUAUCCAGAAAACAAAUUUGAGCCAAGCAACCUCCAUGUCUUCUAACUAUCCUCCUCCAACUAAUUAUCAAUAUCAAAAUCCACCUCCAACUCGACAUGGGCAAGAAUAUUUUGCUCAUGAUCCGAGGCCUAAUUAUUCUGCCCAACGGCCACAUCAACAUGAGCAAGUUGCUGUUCGCCCAUAA